AUAUUUAAGGGGCGGCGGGGGUGGGAGAAGGGGGAGUUGGGGGUUGAACUUGAAACCUCCUAGCGGUGUCUCCAUUUAGGGAGAGAGUGGAACCACUCCGUCCAUGACGUGGGGAACCAAGUCAUGCUCUUUCAUUCGUUGCUCUCCACUCCCAAUAAAUUCCUCCCUUUCUCAUCACCCUCAACUCUUCUUUUCACCCAGUAUCCAUUUCUUUCCCUCAGGAAGAAAGAACCUAACUUUGCGAGCAGGAAUUGGAAGUCUUCGUCAUAAGGCCAAGGCACAACAGGGUGAAAUAAUGGAAUCAGCAACAGAAGUUCGGGAAUUAAACAGGAAUCUUUAUCCAGACAUAGAGCCCUAUAGUACUGGUUUUCUGAAGGUUUCUGAUCUUCACACAAUCUACUGGGAGCAAUCAGGGAACCCAAAUGGAUAUCCAGUUGUCUUCCUUCAUGGGGGCCCUGGAGGAGGAACCGCACCAAGUAAUCGGAGAUUCUUUGAUCCUGAUUUUUACCGAAUUAUUCUAUUUGAUCAGCGAGGUGCAGGAAAGAGUACGCCUCAUGCUUGCUUGGUAGAAAACACAACAUGGGAUUUAGUCAAUGACAUUGAAAAGCUUAGAGAACACUUGGAAAUUCCUGAAUGGCAGGUGUUUGGUGGCUCAUGGGGAAGUACACUAGCUCUUGCUUACAGCCAAUCUCACCCUGAAAAGGUUACUGGCAUGGUCCUAAGAGGAAUUUUCCUUUUGCGGAAGAAAGAGAUUGACUGGUUUUAUCAAGGUGGUGCUGCUGCUAUAUUCCCUGAUGCUUGGGAGCCAUUUAGGGAUCUUAUUCCUGAAAAUGAGAGGGGUAGUUUCAUUGAUGCCUACCACAAGAGGCUAAAUUCUGAUGACUUGGAAACACAAUAUGCGGCAGCUAGGGCAUGGACAAAAUGGGAAAUGAUGACUGCUUAUCUUCUUCUGAAUGAAGAAAACAUGAAGAAAGGGGAUGACGAUAACUUUUCACUGGCAUUUGCAAGGAUUGAAAACCACUACUUUGUGAAUAAAGGAUUCUUUCCUAAGGAUUCUUUCUUGCUAGACAAUGUUGAGAAGAUAAGGCAUAUUAACACUGCAAUUGUACAGGGAAGAUAUGAUGCUUGCUGCCCCAUGAUGUCUGCAUGGGAUCUUCAUAAAGCAUGGCCAGAGGCAGAGUUUAAGGUAAAAAGAGCUGCCAUCGUUUAUGUUCAACAUAACGUUGUUCCAGAUGCAGGGCAUUCAGCCAAUGAACCGGGAAUAACUGCUGAACUUGUGGCUGCAAAUGAGAGGUUGAAGAACCUCAUCAAGAAGCGUGAACCUUGAAAGCCAGAGGCAGCAUGCGGUUGCAGCCUACAUUUCCCAGUUGGGACAACAUGCUUGAAUGAAUCCCUGUAUCCGUCUGAAAGACGGUAGUUUGAAUAAUGUUAAAUGGAAUCCCUGUACUAAUGGGUAGAUUAUGCUUUGUUUAUUGAAGGUUUUUGGUUCCCAGAAGAGUUUGUAGGCAAUAAAUUCUUGUGAUAGCACCCUUAAUAGCGUGAACAUGUCCAAAGAACCAUGUUGAACCCUAUGAACUUUUUAUAUCACGCCUGGUGAGAAUUUUUAUAAU
This is a messenger RNA of Rubroshorea leprosula, 1610 nucleotides long. Lineage: Eukaryota; Viridiplantae; Streptophyta; Magnoliopsida; Malvales; Dipterocarpaceae. The record is from the annotation of a GenBank genome assembly.